Molecule: messenger RNA, 534 nt
Organism: Trematosphaeria pertusa
Lineage: Eukaryota; Fungi; Ascomycota; Dothideomycetes; Pleosporales; Trematosphaeriaceae
Exons: 2
Source: RefSeq, a predicted model, not a curated record
CAAUGGCGGGGCGCAACCACGGCCCAAGUUGCAAUCUCACGUUGGGCACCGACACCAAACAGCGACAAAUUUUAUCGAGCUUGCGAUAUAUUUUCCCGCGCAAGUGCUCCUCCAUCUCAGUUCAGCACCAUCGAACCGUCACUACUAUCACGACCUCCUUGAGAAGCCGCUGCAUCGCCCCGAAAUCGGGAUCGGAACAGAGCAUGUCGAUAACAGAAGCCGACUUGGAGAAACGGUGGCAAAACCACACGAAUGCCACGUUUGCGGACACUGAAAGAAGAGCAGUCCACAAUUUUAAUGCGACCACCCACGAAAGAACUUUCGAGAGUCAAUCCUGCGAGGAAAUCCUAUUCCAAGAUGUGAAAGGUUCAACAUUGUUCAGAACAGAUGGCAGUGGACAGAUGAGGCUCCCAGGAAACAUACGCGUUAGAGCAAAAGGAGGAUGGGCAAGGUGUCUAUGAUCUAUAUAACGAAUUCAUGAAUUCGUAGCAGCGCGUCUAGCCAAUAGCCAACCCAAGAAUCAUAAACUGACCC